Eleginops maclovinus (Patagonian blennie) is the source of this 4011-nucleotide messenger RNA. Its product is annotated as GTP-binding protein 1-like. Gene Ontology annotation, biological process: translational elongation. The transcript is spliced from 14 exons. Bases 81 to 2057 code for a protein of 658 amino acids. Lineage: Eukaryota; Metazoa; Chordata; Actinopteri; Perciformes; Eleginopidae. Gene Ontology annotation, molecular function: GTP binding; GTPase activity; translation elongation factor activity. The record is from RefSeq and is a predicted model, not a curated record.
GGGGCCUGCAUUCAUCGCACAGACACCUAAACUAACCCGAAUAAACUUAGCUCCUCAGCUAGUUAGCAACAUAUGUUGAAAUGGCGUCGCUAGAGGAGACAGAACCAACCACAGAACCAGAGAAAUGCCCGGAUGUAACACCAGCAGAGUCCAUAGUGCCCGCUUGUAUGUUUGCACCGGAGCGGGACUGUGCUGAAGAUCCAUGCGGGGAGGACGGCUUGGGAGACGGCGAGGGGACAAACGGAGAGACCGAGGAUCACUUGGAUUUAAGCAGCAAGCUGGUCCUUGUGAGUCCGACAGGGCAACAGUACGAUUCAUUACUACGGCAUCUGAGGGAGCAGAUUGAUGAGGGCUGUGGAGAGACAAUCUACGUGGUUGGGAUGGGCUCAGAUGGGGGAGACUACGGCCUGGACGAGAAGGACAUGGAGGCGUCGGUGGCCACGGUGCGGUCGCUGUGCGAACAGAUCGAGGCCGACCUGAUCUUCCUCAGAGAGCGGACGGACACCGGAGGAAGGAUCCGAGACUACCUCAUCCGCAGGCGCGUGGGUGAGCAGGACUUCCUGGAAGUCAGGGUGGCGGUGGUGGGGAAUGUGGACGCGGGGAAGAGCACUCUGCUGGGGGUUCUGACCCACGGUGAGCUGGACAAUGGCAGAGGCUUUGCUCGCCAGAAGCUCUUUAGGCACAAACAUGAAAUGGAGAGUGGCAGGACCAGCAGUGUGGGCAAUGAUAUCCUGGGGUUUGACCAGGAGGGAGAGGUGGUGAAUAAGCCCGACAGCCACGGCGGCGGCCUGGACUGGACGAAGAUCUGUGAGAAAUCCUCCAAGGUCAUCACCUUCAUCGACCUGGCGGGCCACGAGAAGUACCUGAAGACCACGGUGUUCGGCAUGACGGGACACCUGCCCGACUUCUGCAUGCUGAUGGUUGGCAGUAACGCCGGCAUCGUGGGGAUGACCAAAGAGCACCUUGGUCUGGCUCUGGCCCUCAAUGUGCCGGUGUUUGUCGUGGUGACUAAGAUAGACAUGUGUCCGGCCAACAUCCUGCAAGAGACGCUGAAGCUGUUGCAGAGGCUACUAAAGUCCCCCGGCUGCAGAAAGAUCCCCGUGCUGGUCCAGAACAAGGACGAUGUCAUCGUGACAGCGUCCAACUUCAGCUCCGAGAGGAUGUGUCCCAUCUUCCAGAUCUCCAAUGUGACGGGGGAGAACAUGGACCUGCUGAAGAUGUUCCUCAACCUGCUCUCCUCCAGGACCAACUUCAACAACGACGAGCCCGCCGAGUUCCAGAUAGACGACACUUACUCUGUACCGGGCGUGGGCACAGUGGUGUCGGGGACUACGUUACGUGGAAUGAUACGGCUCAACGACACGCUGCUGUUAGGCCCCGACCCGCUGGGAACCUUCAUCCCCAUCGCCGUGAAGUCCAUCCACCGCAAGAGGAUGCCCGUCAAAGAGGUGCGGGGGGGACAGACGGCGUCCUUCGCCCUCAAAAAGAUCAAGCGCUCGUCGAUACGGAAAGGCAUGGUGAUGGUUUCCCCAAAGCUGAUGCCUCAGGCCACCUGGGAGUUUGAGGCUGAGAUCUUGGUGCUCCAUCACCCCACCACGAUAUCACCCAGAUACCAGGCCAUGGUGCACUGCGGCAGCAUCAGGCAGACGGCCACCAUCCUCACCAUGAACAGAGACUGUCUGCGGACGGGGGACAAGGCCACGGUCCACUUCCGCUUCAUCAAGACCCCCGAGUACCUGCACUGUGACCACAAGCUGGUGUUCAGGGAGGGACGCACCAAAGCUGUGGGCACCAUCACCAAGCUCCUCCAGGCUGUGAACACGCAGGCAGCGAAAGCCCAGCAGGCCAAGAUGCUGUCCAAUAAGAAGAUGUUUGGCACAGGAGCCAAUGAGGAGGCUGGAUCCUCAGAACGACCGCCCAGUCCGAACUCAGCACAGCUACCAAUGAAGUCUGGAGGUGGGGGCCGCCGGAGAGGAGGUCAGAGACAUCGAGGGAAAGGAAUAAACGCUGCAACAAUCUCCACAGCGGUGCCUGCAGGAGCGGCAGGAACCGCCUGAUCAGCAUCUCUUAAUCUGCAGGGCGGUGGCUGCGACUGCGACUGCGACUGCACGGCCUCUGGAUGGAAACGUGUCCUUAAUAUAAUAACUCAUCGAGAGAGAGACAACUUCUUCCACAUUGAGACGAUGUAAAGCUGUAUUUGUGUAACCCGUGGGCUGCUGAGGAGGAUUUUUAUCUAGUUUGAUUGCAGUUCCUUGCGAUUUGAAAUGCAUUAUAUAACCUUUUUCUAUUUGCAUACAGACGUUUGGGGGGUGUUUGUAGUUCUUUCAUUAGCAUUAUCUGAGACCAGCAGAGGCAGAGCAGUCACUCCCCCCCCCCCCCCAACGUACUCUAUCCUUCACAAUCAUAUAUGUUUGUUCCUGUGUUGCUCAUGUGCUGUUCAUCGUCUCCACAUGACGUUCAUUAACCGUUUUCUCGGGCUUCCAUGUCAGUGACAGGAAGAGGAAGUAGCUCCAUGAGACGAGCAGUUCACAGAGGCGAUUGGUUAAAACGAAAAGGGAAUUAAUGCCAACCUUAGAAUAGACCCAACAGCUAGGUGAUCUCUAAAUAUUGUAGAUAUGAAAACUUGCCUUCCUGGUGUCACAGGGGUUCAGUGAGGUUUGUUUACAGGCAGCAGAAAAGUUAUUGUCCUAUCCUGAACCCGCAUAUAAAGAGCAGUGCAGGGACGACGUGGAUUUGUACGCCAACCCGGAAGUUAGAUCUGCAAGGGCUCCCUCCACGAAUAGUCAAUGAGAUUUCUCCAUGUGGUUUUGGGCUGUGAAGGAACUACUGAUCACUUCUGUGCAACCACCAUUUUUAAUAUGAGGUAUUUGAUGCAACCCAGAAAACAUUCUGAAAACCAUAGCCUUUCGUACGAGGGAACAGGAAGUGCUAAAAUGCAGAUGUAUUUCCAGGUUUUAGGACUCAUCCCUGCACCGCUCUACUGUCCACAGGGGGUCUCUCAUGAGACACAUCGUAGAUAAAGAGCAAAACCGUCUCUCGUCCAUUUCCCCCUCACAUGCUCUGUGAUUAAUCCUGCCAUAGAAAAGUCAUGUUGUCAGUCAGACCUUCCUUUCUGGAGCUGAUGUUGCAGAUCAGAGAGAAGCCCGACAUGCCCUCGUUUUCCCCCGAAGUAGUGUCAAAGUUAACGUGUGCAGACUUCUUGGUUUGCUUGGAGAUAUCUGAACACAAGCACAACUUCCUUCCAUUUCCACUCUCAGAAAUACACAAUCAGAUUAUUCAUCUGGCCGUGGUGUUCCACACUUAAAAUGUAAACAAAAGAAGCCCAGGAAGAACGUCUUUGAGUCGCUGAGAGCAGAUUUUACUGGGACGUAAAGGUCUCUAGGAUGUGCCCACCAUCUCUCAAAGCUUCGAGGGUCAAACCCAGACGUGUGUCAGACACAGGAACUCCGAGAUGACAGUCUUUGUGGUUCUAUUUAAUCAAUGAUGAGCAGAUAUUUUACAGGACUCAGUGUUGGGUUUGCAGAAGUUAAUGAGCCAGAUGAAGAUGAACAGAAGCUGCUUUUGUUAAGGGUCUAAUUACAUCGUCUGAUGGUCUCUGAAAAAAGCUCCAAUAAUCCAUCAAUCUAGACUCAAAUGUCACCCAGUUGCCACAUUUUGUUUGCAUGUUCCACUGAUUUUAUCCAGUGGUUCCAUAGUUCCCAGUUGAUAUUGAAGAGAAACUACAUAAGUGUGUGUGGGGCUUCUUCAACCGCCCCAAUGUCCCCUUCCCAUGUUGGUAUGAUGAUGGUCAGUCUUCUCCGAGCGUCUGUAAAGCCACUGAAUGAAACAUUUGAUCAAAGAUCACAAACAAACUGCCAGAAUAUUACAGUUGAACUAUUCUUUGUUUCUGAAGGGACACUUUGUGUGUGUUUGUCCGUUGUUGUGCAAGGAUGAAAAAAAGACUCCAUUUAAAUUAAGUGGUGCCAGUUUGUGUUGUAAAUCCUUUUAAAUAAAGAUGUUAUAGAAAACUGA